AUGUUUAAUGUCGGUAUUAAACGCAAGAUCGUCAAAGUACCAAAAAAGGCACUUCUCCGGGUCACGUCAAUACAAGCUCCCACCUCGAGCGAACGCACAGAGUUGAGAAGACCCUUUCACUCAGAGUCCUUCCCCAUCCGUGUCAGUGUCUCACGGCAUAGCAAUUGGUUCAGAUGGAUCCCGAGCGGCCGGAACAUUGAAGACGCCAAGUCGGCGCUGAAUGGAUACUCAACGGCCCGUCUGAUGGAGACCAGCAAGACAACACUUUCGGUGCCCGGCAUGAUGGGAUGUCAAAGUCGCCAACCAGCCAGACUGUCAGACACGGUCUAUUCGGAGGCCGAAGUGAACGCCGGAACGGUCACCCGCGGAGAUGAAGAUGGAGAUGGAAACACCAGGGAUCAUGGCAAGACGGGUGCUUACUUACGAAACUUUGCACAAGAACAGGAGCUUAAAGUGAUUCGGCAUUAUCCGUACCGUCUAGGCGACAACGAAAGAGAGUUUGUGUUUGAGCUGCACCAUCCUCCCAAGAGGCGAGUCUAUACAUAA
This is a messenger RNA of Colletotrichum lupini, 546 nucleotides long. RefSeq lists its product as uncharacterized. Lineage: Eukaryota; Fungi; Ascomycota; Sordariomycetes; Glomerellales; Glomerellaceae. The coding region runs from base 1 to 546 and encodes 181 amino acids. The record is from RefSeq and is a predicted model, not a curated record. The transcript is spliced from 4 exons.